Messenger RNA from Aspergillus luchuensis, 1221 nucleotides. Its product is annotated as M48 family metallopeptidase. Gene Ontology annotation, molecular function: metalloendopeptidase activity. The transcript has 9 exons. The record is from RefSeq and is a predicted model, not a curated record. Gene Ontology annotation, biological process: mitochondrial protein processing; protein quality control for misfolded or incompletely synthesized proteins. Gene Ontology annotation, cellular component: mitochondrial inner membrane. NCBI's taxonomy places the organism in Eukaryota, Fungi, Ascomycota, Eurotiomycetes, Eurotiales, Aspergillaceae. Bases 1 to 1221 code for a protein of 406 amino acids.
AUGUUUCGUCUCCCGAUAGUGCGCGCGUUCUUCCGCGCAUCGCCCCAGCCGGUCACGGCUCCCUCGCUCCUCUACUCUACCCGCAUCCCCUCUCACAUUCCUCGCUCCACACCUCUGAUCCGACGUCUGUCGUCAAGAACUCGUGGGACCUCUUCAACGGUCUUCUCGCCUUCGAGACACUUUUCUCGUCAAUCGCAGUCCCGGCUUUUCUCCGAGUCCGCCCGCAGCCGUGCGAAGUAUAAUCGAUUCGAAGAACCGCAGUUUCCCAGACUCCAAGAUGGCGAGCAUUUGCAGCUCUGGCUCGUACUCAUUGCCAUCGGAGGAAGCUUCUAUGUCUAUAAUCUGGAGACUGUGGAGCUGACCGGCCGCACUCGAUUCAACUGCGUAUCCGACGAGCUCGAGAAACAGAUGGGAGACCACGAAUACCAUGCAAUCAUGAACAGAGCUGAAGGCUUGAUUCUACCUCCGUGGCAUCAUAUCUCUGAAGAAGUGACCCGAGUCUUCGAGCGGCUGAUCGCUCAUACACCCGUCCAAGACACGAAAUGGGAGGUGCACGUUAUCAACGAUAUGUCGGAGCAGAACGCAUUUGUCCUUCCGAAUGGAAAAGUAUUCGUGUAUACUGGCAUCUUGCCGGUUUGCGGAAAUGCUGAUGGUCUUGCGGCGGUGCUGGGCCAUGAGAUCGCUCAUGUGCUGGCCCAUCACCAGGCUGAACGUAUGAGCCAUUCUGUUCCCAGUGUCAUUUUGACCUAUGGGCUGGUAUAUCUGCUUGGCGGUCUCGGACAUUUCGCGUCUCAGAUGUUGGAUUGGUCUGUCAAUUUGCCAAACACACGGGUGCAGGAGGCUGAGGCAGACAACAUCGGGCUGAUGCUAAUGGCCAAGGCUUGUUACAACCCCCGUGCCGUAGUUGAUUUCUGGAACCACAUGCACAAGACUGAAAGAGUUCGUGUGCCUGAGUUCAUGUCCACACAUCCAUCAGCAUUCAACCGAAUGCAAUCAAUGAGCGAAAGGCUAUACAAAGCCGAAUCCCUGUACGAAAACAGCGGAUGCCAUAUGGUCAGAGGCUACAUCCCUGAUUUCACCGACGCAGUCGACCACUACGCAGGUCCCCAGGAGAGAGCUCCCCCUAUCAGGAGCCAUCAUCCGAGAGGUGGUCACCAUGGCAGAGGCCAUCAUGAACAAAUCCAGCCUGGUGAUAGCUCAGACGGCGAUUACUUCUUCUGA